CUCCCGACCUUUUAAGACUCUCAAGGUUUGGGCCACCGUAACUGCCAAAGAGAGAGAGCAUAUCACUACGUUUCCCCUCCCGGUCCACCUCUUCUCCUCUCGUUACUUGCUCUGCUCUCAAUUGCUCAGUAUAAGAAGUCGAAGGAGCGGGGAUAAGUAGAGAAGCGUUUCCAAAGGAAUAACCACCGCUAUUCUCUUGGUGGCCCCGGCUUGGAAUAGUAUAUCCGAGGAUACGGAGAGAGAAUGGCGGCGCGGUGGUCGGGCGUGGCAGCUGUCGUCGCGGCGCUGGUGUGCGCGGCCGCGCUGGUGGGGCGGUGCUCCGCCGAAGAUCCCUACGUCUACUACGAUCUCAACGUCUCCUACAUCACCGCCUCCCCACUCGGCGUCGAGAAGCAGGUAAUAGCGAUUAACAAGCAAUUCCCUGGUCCCAUCCUCAAUGUAACAACCAACUGGAAUGUCGUCGUUAAUGUACUCAAUAGCUUGGAUGAGCCAUUGCUCAUUACCUGGGAUGGGAUUCAGCAGAGGAUGAGUUGUUGGCAAGAUGGGGUUUUGGGAACGAAUUGCCCAAUCCCACCGGGCUGGAACUGGACCUAUCACUUCCAGGUGAAGGACCAGAUUGGGAGUUUCUUCUACUUCCCCUCCCUCGGUCUUCAGCGGGCAGCAGGAGGCUAUGGUGGUAUUGUUGUCAAUAACCGGCCUAUAAUCCCUGUGCCCUUUGGGAAGCCUGAUGGGGACAUCAACCUCUUCAUUGGGGACUGGUACAACAGGAACCACACGGCCUUGAGGAAGGAACUUGAUGAUGGCAAGGACCUUGGCAUGCCUGAUGGUGUUCUGAUGAAUGGGAAAGGGCCGUAUCGGUACAAUACUACACUGGUUCCAGCUGGGAUAGACUAUGAGACUAUCAAUGUGGAACCAGGCAAAACAUAUCGCUUCCGUGUCCACAAUGUCGGUGUCUCUACAAGCUUGAAUUUCAGAAUCCAAAAUCACAACUUGCUUCUUGUCGAGACAGAAGGAACUUACACUGUGCAGCAGAACUAUACCAGCUUAGAUAUCCAUGUGGGACAAUCAUACUCGUUCCUGGUUACAAUGGAUCAGAAUGCGAGCAGUGACUACUACAUUGUGGCAAGUUCUAGGUUUGUGAAUGAGUCCCUUUGGACGAGAGUUACUGGUGUUGCCGUUUUGCACUAUUCAAAUUCCAAAGGCAAAGCAUCUGGCCCUCUUCCAGAUGGUCCUAAUGAUGUCUAUGACAAAAACUGGUCAUUGAAUCAGGCACUGUCUAUCAGGACAAACCUGAGUACCGGUGCCGCACGCCCCAACCCUCAGGGAUCUUUUAAAUAUGGUUUGAUCAAUGUGACCGAGGUGUACAUGUUAAGAAAUGAGCCACCUGUGGUCAUUAAUGGAAAACGUCGAACUACGCUCAAUGGACUCUCAUAUUCUCCUCCUGAUACACCAUUGAAUCUUGCUGAUGCGUAUCAUAAGAAGGGAAUUUAUACACUUGAUUUCCCUACUAGGCCACUUGAUGGACCACCUCGAAUUGGAGCAUCUGUAAUUAAUGCUUCAUACAAGGGCUUCAUGGAAAUCAUAUUUCAGAACAAUGAUACCAAAGUCCAGACCUACCACAUUGACGGAUAUUCAUUUUAUGUUGUUGGAAUGGCUUAUGGGGAGUGGACUGAGGAUUGCAGAGGCCAGUAUAAUAAGUGGGAUGCUGUUUCUCGCUGUACCACACAGGUUUUCCCAGGAGCAUGGACUGCUAUCUUUGUGUCACUAGACAAUGCAGGCUUUUGGAAUGUGCGUGCGGAAAAUCUUGAUACAUGGUACCUUGGACAGGAGGUGUAUAUGAAGCUAGACAACCCUGAAAUAAGUGGCGACUCUGAGUCGCCUAAACCUGAUAAUGCUCUUUAUUGCGGUGCCCUUCAAUAUUUGCAGAAGAAUCAGACAUCUCAUGGCUCAAAUGCAUCAACUUCAUCUUCUUCCAUUCUAAGUGUUGGAAGCAAGCUGCUCACCUUGAUGCCAUUCUUAGCUUUGGUUGCCAUAUUUGUGUGAUUGUUUGAGUUGAAAAAUUGCUAUUUUCUCCCCCUUGAGGAAAUAGCUUUGAGUACAAGAUUUUAGGUGUGUGAAUCUCUUCUUGUCAAUAUGACUUUUCUGUGGUCUUGACAUGCUUUUAGGAUACAUCUCUUUUUUUUUAUUUUUUUGUCAUCUUCAUACUCUUCAGCUUUGACCAUCCAGGAAAACAAAAUUGUAUACAUUUAUGGAAUGCAACAUAAUGAAAGCAUUUAAAAGUUCUUUUUGUUUGACUGAUGGGACUCAGUUCUCACAGGACCACAUGGGGAUUAUUUUCUCAAUUCUAUUUACUCUGCUAUUUGUCAA
Messenger RNA from Elaeis guineensis (African oil palm), 2367 nucleotides. RefSeq names its product monocopper oxidase-like protein SKU5. Gene Ontology annotation, molecular function: oxidoreductase activity; copper ion binding. NCBI's taxonomy places the organism in Eukaryota, Viridiplantae, Streptophyta, Magnoliopsida, Arecales, Arecaceae. The record is from RefSeq and is a predicted model, not a curated record.